AUGGCUUCGUGGUUUGGCAACGCCGCCAACACCGAGCUCGACGCCCAGAUCGAACGCGCGACAUCGAGUUCGUUAGAGGAUAUCGCGCUCAACCUCGAGAUCAGCGAUGUCAUCCGCAGCAAGACAGCGUCGCCCAAAGAGGCCAUGCGGAGCCUCAAACGCCGCAUAGGCAACAAGAACCCCAACGUCCAACUCGCCGCCUUGAACCUCACCGAUACCUGCGUCAAGAACGGCGGCACUCACUUCAUCGCCGAGAUUGCCAGCAGAGAGUUCAUCGAAAACCUCACCAGCAUCCUCAAGGCCAGCGGUUACGCCGAGCCCAACAACGACGUCAAGUCAAAGAUUCUUGAGCUGAUUCAGAACUGGGCAUCUGCCGCACAGGGCCGAGAUAGUCUUUCAUACAUCUCUGAGACGUACAGGACGCUCCAGCACGAAGGGUUCCGCUUCCCGCCGAAGGAAGAGGUCGCUAGCAGCAUGUUCGACUCCUCCGCCCCUCCUGAGUGGGUGGACAGUGACGUUUGCAUGCGAUGCAGAGAGAAAUUCACAUUCACAAAUCGGAAGCACCACUGUCGAAAUUGUGGAAACGUCUUCUGUGGCACAUGCUCGAGCAAGUCGCUGCCGCUACCACAUCUCGGAAUUAUGCAGCCUGUGAGGGUCGAUGAUGGAUGUUACGCGAGACUGACGGAGAAGAGUCGGGGAACACCUGCACCACAGAGUCCAAUUGGCAGUAAGAGAACGUUAUGGCAAGGAUCUAGCGUUGGGCAAGAAAGAAUGCAACCACGAGGCGCACGGGUGACAGAGGACAGCUUUGAUGCAGACCUGAAGAGAGCGCUUGAGAUGAGCCUGGAAGACAGCAAGGGACACUCUGGUGCUGGCUAUGUGCCCCAGUCACAACUGCAAACGCCCAAGCCGCAGACCAACGGAGCAAGCAAGAGCCAAGCUAAGCCAGAGGAAGAAGACGAUGCGGAUCUGAAGGCCGCUAUUGCCGCGAGCUUACAAGACAUGGAGGAGCAAAAGAAGAGGCACGCAAAGGAGCUGAAAGAGCAAUCUUCGCCCUCAACAGCCGCACCAGCUACUCAGUUCAAGCCGAACAAUCAGUUUGAACUAACACCCGUAGAGGCUGAGAACAUCAACCUGUUCGCUACCCUCGUCGAUCGACUACAGCAUCAACCACCGGGGACCAUUUUGAGGGAGCCACAGAUUCAGGAGCUAUAUGAGAGUAUAGGUACACUAAGGCCCAAGCUCGCCAGGACGUACGGCGAGACGAUGAGCAAACAUGACACUCUUCUGGACCUCCACUCGAAGCUGGCAACUGUUGUGCGAUACUACGAUCAGAUGUUGGAGCAGCGGAUGGCGAGUGCGUAUACAGCAGGUCGGUAUGGCGCGCCCCAAAGGUCGAGCAUGUAUCCCAGCAUACCUUCGACCGUGAAUGAAGGCCAAAGUGGGAUGGAAAGCUACUACACUGGGAAUGCGCCUCAGAUGGAUGGGUAUGCUCCGCCACAGCCUCAGGCCGCAUUUUCGGGCUACCCCCAAUCUCAAGCACAAGCGCCUUACCCAUCCUUCGACAAGCGCGUAUCAUCUUACGGCGCACCGCCGCCAGAAGCGUCAUACUACCAGCAACCACAGCAACAGACCUCCGCGCCUUACCCCCAACAACCACCUCCGGAGCAGGCACCACAGCUGCAACGACAAAGCUCCGCCCAGCACUACUCACAAAACUCCUCACAAUACGCCCCGAGCCAUACUUCGCAACACUCAAAUCCACAAGUCACCUCUCCGCCAGCAGAUCCUGCGGCAAGCUUCUACUUUGGCGACCAACAACAGCAGCAACCAUCUGCCCCCCCUGGAACCGGUCACCAGCAGCCGCCAAGCCCGGAAAUGUAUCAUCAACCACCACCUGGCCCCCAACAACAACCCUACCCACAACAACAGCCACCUCCUCAACAAUACCAACAACCACCCCCUCAGCAACCGUAUCAGCAGCCACAACAACCGCCGUUACAGCGCCAGUCGUCGCAGCAAUACUACCAGCACCAAGUACCGCGUCAACAGCAACCACAGCCUCAAUCUGCAGGCCAGUGGCCUCAAGCGCCGGCUGCUCAUGGAGGCUAUGGACAAGAGGCCUUCCCAACCGCGCCACAGCAUGCGCCGCAGGUCAAGGAGGAGAGCUUGAUCGAGUUGUAG
This is a messenger RNA of Zasmidium cellare ATCC 36951, 2184 nucleotides long. RefSeq lists its product as uncharacterized. Gene Ontology annotation, cellular component: ESCRT-0 complex. Lineage: Eukaryota; Fungi; Ascomycota; Dothideomycetes; Mycosphaerellales; Mycosphaerellaceae. The record is from RefSeq and is a predicted model, not a curated record. The coding region runs from base 1 to 2184 and encodes 727 amino acids. Gene Ontology annotation, biological process: protein transport to vacuole involved in ubiquitin-dependent protein catabolic process via the multivesicular body sorting pathway; protein targeting to vacuole. Gene Ontology annotation, molecular function: metal ion binding; phosphatidylinositol-3-phosphate binding; ubiquitin binding. The transcript has a single exon.